Saccostrea cuccullata (small rock oyster) is the source of this 1242-nucleotide messenger RNA. Its product is annotated as speedy protein 1-B-like. Bases 117 to 1103 code for a protein of 328 amino acids. Gene Ontology annotation, molecular function: protein kinase binding. The record is from RefSeq and is a predicted model, not a curated record. Lineage: Eukaryota; Metazoa; Mollusca; Bivalvia; Ostreida; Ostreidae. Gene Ontology annotation, biological process: positive regulation of cyclin-dependent protein serine/threonine kinase activity. The transcript is spliced from 6 exons.
UUGCGAAAGUACGACAACCAAAACAAGCAGACGACACGGGAUAUUUCGAUCAGCUGUUUGUGUGUGUUGUUCGCAGACAGACACUGUACUAAAGAAAUCAUUGCGAUUCCAUACUCAUGUUACCAUUUAGGACUACCAAAAAGACAUUCAAGAAUGAAGAAAGCAGAAAUGUUCAAAGAAUUCCAUUGGUUGGUCAAGAUGCAAAUGACAGAUGCAAAGUACAGGUCGUAAAAGGUCGCGAUACCCACCAGGACUUUUUGAGUUUGGUCGACAGUUUUUGCUACCAGGAUUUUGACGAAUCCAGUGAAGAGCACAGGGUGAAGAGACCACGGCUAGCUCUACGUGAGGAUGAGAGGAUUCCAGUCUACAGGUUUACAGGAGUGGGGUUUUAUACAGAACAUUCCGUUUCCAAUCGACAUCAUUUUGCUGUAAAGAGGACAGAAAUGCGGGCAUACUUCAGACUUUUAGAAGAUGAUGUUAUUCAAGAAUUUCUACUGAGAGACAAUUGCAAAAGGAUAUCCGAUAAGUAUCUAUUGGCAAUGGUGUUUGCUUACUUUAAAAGGGCACAAAUGAAAACAAGGGAUUAUACAAGAAUGAACUUCUUCCUUGCUCUUUACCUCGCCAAUGACAUGGAGGAAGAUGAAGAAGAUGACAAGUACGAAAUCUUCCCCUGGGCUCUAGGUAAAAAAUGGAAGGACAGGUUCCCGCGUUUUCUCAGGAAGAAGGAUUUGUUUUGGGCUAGAAUAUCGUAUAGAGCUGUUGUUAGUCGGCGCUGUUGCGAAGAGAUUAUGGACAUCUAUCCUGACCACGUGUGUUGGAAGAGGAGCCGCCCCUUGCACCACAGCGGUGCCAUCAGGAGCUACGUGCGUGACUCUGAGGAGGAUGACGGGUACCCCCGGGGGCCCCACGCCAGCCCCCGCCGGUGCCGCGCCUGUGAGCCCUUCGACAGUCAGUACGACUCCGCCAGUCCGGACAGGGAUGAGUGGAUUUUUUCCGGCGACGACAUCUUUGACAAUUCCCAGGAAGACUCCAGAUUCGACAUGAAACCACUGAAGAAGAAUCUUCCGAGUAGCAGUACAGACUGGCCCGUGGCUGAGGAGUGAUGAGUGUUGUGUGUGAGAUUUUCUUCUCUCUAUCAUUCUUUCUUUCCCUUUAUACUGACUCCUUGAAUAUAUUAACUUUGACUGAUGCUGUUACUGUGAUAUUUGAUUAUUAUGAUGUCAUGAAAUAAAUGAGAAAUCU